This is a messenger RNA of Callithrix jacchus (white-tufted-ear marmoset), 6241 nucleotides long. RefSeq names its product interleukin 21 (gene IL21). NCBI's taxonomy places the organism in Eukaryota, Metazoa, Chordata, Mammalia, Primates, Cebidae. Gene Ontology annotation, cellular component: extracellular region. The record is from RefSeq and is a predicted model, not a curated record. Gene Ontology annotation, molecular function: cytokine receptor binding. Gene Ontology annotation, biological process: immune response; positive regulation of natural killer cell mediated cytotoxicity.
GGAAACACAAAGUUCUUGUUAUAUUCAAAUCGUUCCUUGAUAUAUUAUUCCCAUUGGAAUAUAUUAUCAUUUUCAAAACAAAUCUUAUAGCAGGAGUGACUGUAUCCAGAUUAUAAAAAUAAUUAUAAUUUAAAGAGUAAGCAGCCCUUCAAACCCCAAUGACAUGAUGCUGUAAAGGUAGCAAUAACAUUAAUAUUUCUGAGCAGUGAAUAAUUUACCUUGCCUAGUGAUUCAAAUACUUUUGGGCCUCCUUGCUCCCACCCUAAGGUUCAUCUCCACACAGCAAUGAAUUCAAAUGAAAUGCAAAUUGGGAUCCAUAACUUUGAACCAUGCUGUCAAUCCUGAGUGAAGUUUUCUCAGGGCUAGGAAGGAGUUGUUACAACACACACCGGACUUUCUGGAACAUCCUCACUAUGCAUUUUUUAUCCCUGAAGUCCACACCAUGUGGCAGCUACACUAAUCUUACUUCCCUCUCUUGUCCAUACUUUAUACCCUCUACCUGCACCUUCCCAAAGCCCAACAAAAUUCCAACCUUUGCUGGAUCUUUUUUUAAUCACCCUUUCCUCUCUUUACCACAUUUCCUACGUUUCCCCCUAAGAUUAAGAAUCCCGUACCUAUGUAUGUUACUUUUCUACUGCUGCUGUAACAAAUUACCAUAAACACUUCAAAGAGAUGGGCAUCUUUUCAAGUAAGGACAAAACAGCAUACAUUUAUUACCUUACAUUUCUGAAGGUCAGAAGUAAUAACUCAAAAUGAGCAUUAUGGGACUAAAGGUGUUGGCAGGGCUGCAUUCUUUUCGAAGGCUCCGCAGAAGAAUCUGUUUCUUACUUUUCCCAGACUCUAGAAGCCACCUGUAUUCCUUGGCUUCUGGCCCCACAUCACUCCACCUCCCACCUCUGACAUCACAGCUCCUUCUUUUACUUUGACCCCCCAUCUUCCUCUUAUAAAGGCUCCUGUGAUUGCAUUGGGCCCACAGGUUAAUUCAGGAUAAUCUUCGCAUCUCAAAAUCUUUAUUUUAUUCACAUUGGCAAAGUCCCCUUUGUCAUGUAAGGUAACAUUUUCACAGGUUCCAGGGAUUAGGGCAUGGAUAUCUUUGGGGCAUUAGUAAGUCUGUCACGCCAGGGAUGAUAUCCAAAAUGCUUAACAACUAAUGUGCCACUUAAGGUAGAAAUUCCAACUAUCAGAAAGGCCUCUGGUCAUAGUGCUGGAGCAAGACUCUGAAAUCCCAGAUGUACUGGUAGAUGGAUUAUGGAGAGGGUUAGGAUGUCUCAGGGAGUGACUGGGAUGUCUAAUACAGUGGUGAGGCACUCCAGGGCCAGAAGCAAUGGUUCUCUUCAGGCAAUACAAAAGACCUUUGGCUUUUUUCUUUUUUAAACCACCAGUACAACUACAACCACAUAGUUUGGCUGAACACUGACCUGUCCAUUCUGUUCCUUCUCUGAUCAGUUUAGCUUCCCUAUGCUUCUUUAAGUUUUCCCCUUCAUUCUCAUCCAUGAUCAGCAUGCAAAGCUCCUGGGAUGUUAUCACGUGCUAUUCUUAGCCCUUUUGGCUCAUCUAAUCUCAUCACAACCUUAUGAUUAGAUUCCGUACUUAUCUUCCUUUUGCAAUCACACACACAGGAUCAUAGGUGCUAUUCAUUGGUAGAACCUGGAUUUGAACUCAAGCUUUAGAAAAUGACCUCCUAACCACUGUAAGUGUGUUCAAGGAGAUGCAUAUCUGUUCAGGUGGAUAAGGAGUACGAAGACCAUACAGGCAAUGUAGAGGCACCAAGCGGCAACCCUUUGUCCACAUGCAUUCGUACGUUUGUGCAGAACCCUGUCCUAUAGAAUAUAACUAUUACAUGGAGGAAUUCUUGAUCAUAUUGUAUGAACUCAUAUCUACUAUGUACGGCAAAAUCUGUAUACUCUUGAAUAGAUAUUCUAUAAUAAAAAGAUUAGUCAACUUCAGAGCAAAUCAAGUCAAAACUCCAAUUUUUCUUGGCUACGUAACAGUCUAGAAUGAAAUAUGGUAUUCUAAAGUACAUAAUGAAAUAAAUGAAUGAAUAAAUAAAAUCUAUAGCCAAGAGUUUUAUUUAUAAGACCUAACUAACUAUGGUACAUGACUUUCUAGCUAGAAUAUUAUAUUCAACUUUCUCAAAUGGGUUAGAGUCACAGAGACAAGAGAAGCAGAAGAAAGGAUGAUAAAACCAUUUCUGGACUUUAGGUCUUUAAUUAACCUCUACCCAGUCACAGAUGCAGUUAGAAAUAUGUUGCUCACACCCAGAGGAAAUAGUAUCUAAUAGAAAUAAGUAAUAGUAUCUAACAGAAAUAAGUAAAUAAGUAACACCCUAAGAGAAAAUGAAUCAUUUAUGGGUACAUUUUAUUUUGCUGAUUGGAAAUAUUUUUGGUUUGGACAAGAAUGAGCAUUAGCAAGUUCCACUAAUUUAAUUGAUGCAUUAUAUAGAAGAGAUGGAUAUUAGAUAAUUUUUUAGAUGAUAGAGUGAGAUCUUGUUUGAAAAGGACAGAAUUUCUAUAGAGUCCCUUAGAAUCAUUUAUAAUAUUAAUAAAUCAGAUUGUUAAGUAACAUGUCAGAAGCCAAAAUAAAUGUUUAGUUAAAGAUGUUUUGGUGAACAGUUGGAAGCAAAUUCUAUUUUAAACCCUUGAAACUUAACCUAAAAUAUUCUUGCUAAUUUGGAAAAUACCUCUUUAUUUAAAAUUUCCUAAAAGGUAGCCUCUCCUCCUACUUUUAUAAUGGAAUACUGGAUGAUUUUAGUCAAAAGACAUAGUUAUUACCAUAAGAAAAAGUCCUGCAUGAAAGUACGUGUUGCCAUUUUACUCAUUAUCAAAGUGCCCUUAUGACUGUCAGAGAGAACAGGUAAGAUGCCAGGGGAGGCUGAGAAAAAGAAAUCAAAGUGUUUUUGUUUACUUUUUUGAAAUCUUAUAGUACCUAUUGUUUAUUAUACAUACUUUUUAAUUCAUGCUGAAAAUUGGAAUUCACCCAUUCUCUCUUUUUCCUGUCAAAGAUGCAGAUGGGGCACAUUUCGUUGACUCCAUCAAUCCCUGCCCCCACACAUUAGCACACGCACACGUAUACCUAGCCAGUGGAAAAGAAAAAAGAGUUACUCACAUUCAUCCAUUUUACAAAGAUUUCCAGGCUGCAAUGGGAGGGCUUUACCUCUCCCUGAAGGAUGAAUAAAUAGGUAGCUUAACUGACAACCUGUUCUCAUUCAAGCUGAAGUGAAAACGAGACCAAGGUCUUGCUCUACUAUUGAUACUUAUGAGAUCCAGUCCUGGCAACAUGGAGAGGAUAGUCAUCUGUCUGAUGGUCAUCUUCUUGGGUACAUUGGUCCAUAAAUCAAGCUCUCAAGGUCAAGAUCGCCACAUGAUUAGAAUGCGUCAACUUAUAGAUAUUGUUGAUCAGCUGAAAAAUUAUGUGAAUGACUUGGACCCUGAAUUUCUGCCAGCUCCAGAAGAUGUAGAGACAAACUGUGAGUGGUCAGCUUUUUCAUGUUUUCAGAAGGCCCAACUAAAGUCCGCAAAUACAGGAGACAAUGAAAGGAUAAUCAAUGUAUCAAUUAAAAAGCUGAAGAGGAAACCACCUUCCACGAAAGUAGAGAGAAGACAGAAACACAGACUAACAUGCCCUUCGUGUGAUUCUUAUGAGAAAAAACCACCCAAAGAAUUCCUAGAAAGAUUCAAAUCACUUCUCCAAAAGAUGAUACAUCGACAUCUCUCCUCUAGAACACAUGGAAGUGAAGAUUCCUGAGGAUCUGACUUGCAGCUGGACACUAUGUUACACACUCUAAUACAGUAGUUAAACUUAUUUCUUGGUAUUCCACGUGAAGGAGUACAAUAUAUUAGCAAUGGGAAAAGACACUCUUAAGUGUGCAAAGUCAGGAUUAUUUCCCCAUUAUUACUAUGCAAUAGUCUGAUUUUCUAUGACAUUGAUUUCUAUGACUUCUCAAGUUUUUACUUUAUCUCACUGCCCAACUUUGACGUUUCUUAGUUAAGGAGAAGGCUAAAAUUUUUAAUCAAAAAUACGGUUUUGACAUAUAUUGAUUUUAUAUUAACCUUGAGUUUGAUUACCACCAGAAUACGGUCUAUUAUGAUCAUAACUUAAAACGUAUAUACCUUCAUUCAAGUUGAAAAUAUAGAAGCAUAGAAGCAAAAUAUAUAAAAGCAAAAUGAAAAGGUAACAUUUUUGUUCUUUUAAGGAAAUGAAAACUGAGUGUUUAAAAACUUAUAUCUGAAUAGUUUUUUUUUAAUCGCAUAAUGUCUAACAUAUAAAUAUGUAAUUUAUUUAUGCACCGGGGAUACCAGAUGGCUACAGAAGCCUUACUUCUUUAUUGGGGUCUAUCAAAAUAUUUAAAUACUAUAAAUAUGAAUAUAUUUAUGGAAUAGACUGUUAGUCACUGGCAAUAGAGUAUUAAGAAGUUGAUUUAAUAUUACCUUCCUCCAGCCCCCAGUCCCUUAUAAGCUAACAUUUUAAGCUUGUGGAAAUGGUAAUUUAAAGCUAUAGAGGGACAUAUGUCAGGUUGUCUUCUGGAACUAAAGAGAGUUUUAAAAGUAUUGUAGCUCUCUCCUAAAACUGUUAAAAUGAUCAUAGUAUGAGCUAGCUAAUAACUUCAAAUGUCUGUCUCCUUCUUUCUUUCUUCAUUUCUUUUCUCCCUUCUUUUUAAAAUGAAACUUCUGCUUUGACAGAAUUUCAAAACAUGUUUAGCAUUUUGACACUUUUAGUUACCAUCCUUUUGAUAAGACAAAUUCAAUCACCUACGUAAUUUUAAAAUCAGGAGACAAAUCAAGAGGCCACGACUCCUGUCCAAGCUGAAAACACUUUCGCAUAAGCAUUCCACUCUUUCAAACUCGGGUAGUAAGAACAGGCAACCUACUCUAGCUGCCAUUUCGUAUCAACGCCAGCACAGUUUGUUUAAACAUGAAGUUAAAAACUCUAGAGAAAUAUAAUUUUUGCUAGAAUGGUAUAAGCUAUUUGAGAACCUCUUAUUGUUAAAAUAGUUGUGAGUGUGCAAGAGGAUGUGGGAUGAGAAAUGCUUUAUGCUCUGAGAAGAAAAAUUAUCUGCUUAAAACAAACACAGACUUUACUUACAGUUCUAAAAGAUAUAUUGAGAAUUAUUUAAUCAAAUCUCAGUGAAAUGUUUUAUCAUCAGCAAGUAGACUCAGAGAAAAGAAAAAAAUGUUUUGUCAUCAGAAACAAAGUCCUCUGUUUUAACAUUUUAGAAUGUGUAUUAUAAAGGAAUUAUCUGUCUGAUGAUGAUAAUAUACUCUAAAAUGUGCCUAAGUUUCAACUAUGCCAGCCUGGGUUGUUGGGAUAAAAGUUAGAAGCAGGUACAAAGAUGGUGAGAAAGAUGGAAUCUAUAUUUCUUGUUUCUGAAUUUAUAGCUAUUAACUUCUUUGACAUUGUAGUUUAAUAUUUAAAAUAUAUGUUUCUUUUGGCACGUUUAUUGUUAAACAUUUCUGUUCCAAUUAUUUUGAUUAGAGUUUCUAUCUUAAAAGUAAAAAUAAUUUAAUGAGGGUUUGGCUAAGAGCCUUUAUUAAACAAAGUUUAAACACCCAGAUAAAGAGUCCCCCAACACCCCAGAAAAGCAAUGCAUUGAAAUAAACAAGAUGAAGCAGUGAGAUUUCAACAGCUCCAUCUUCACUGUUCUGUGUUCAAGACUUAGCCAAUUAUUGAAAGGUAUAUAAAGAUAACCCAUAAAUAUAACUGUUCACCUAUGGACGGUAAGACAGGAGACCUGAAAUUUUGUUGACUAUGAAAUUACAGUCACUUGUUUAAACUGUUUAGGUUUCCAUUUCAUUAUCUAUAGAAUGAGAAUCCUGGACUCAAUCUCUAAUGUCUUUUCUUCCUUUUUUAGAGCUUUAAAUAUCUAUGAGUCUCCAAAGUUCUGGGUAUUCUUACAGGAACAUCUGAUCAUACUUCUAAGUAAAACUUUCUACUGUGUCUGAUGUUCAGUUGCUCAAUAUUAUUUCAAUAACAUUUGUAGCAAUGCUCACUUCAGGAACAAGGGACAUGCUCCAAGAAAAAAAAGGAAGGAAGGAAGGAAGGAAGGAAGGAAGGAAGGAAGGAAGGAAGGAAGGAAGGAAGGAAGGAAGGGAGAGAAGGAAAUAUUACUGUAGGUCAUGAGAGUUCAGGGAAAAUUAAUCAUGAUCUUUAUUAUUUUAGUUCAAAGUCUCUUCUUGGGACACUUGUAUAAAAUGUAGCAUUAUUAUUCUAUAUUAUUGCUCUGUCUGUUGUAUUUACAUAUGCA